Daucus carota subsp. sativus is the source of this 1910-nucleotide messenger RNA. RefSeq lists its product as uncharacterized. The transcript is spliced from 7 exons. The coding region runs from base 405 to 1598 and encodes 397 amino acids. Gene Ontology annotation, molecular function: sequence-specific DNA binding; DNA-binding transcription factor activity. Gene Ontology annotation, biological process: regulation of DNA-templated transcription. Gene Ontology annotation, cellular component: nucleus. NCBI's taxonomy places the organism in Eukaryota, Viridiplantae, Streptophyta, Magnoliopsida, Apiales, Apiaceae. The record is from RefSeq and is a predicted model, not a curated record.
UAUAGGUCAUGGCAGGUCGACUCUCAUUAGAGAAGAGGGAGUAACUUAACGUUAUAUUGAUUUUAAGUUAUAAUAUAAUAAAUUUUUUAAUAUAAAUAUAUAUUCACAUAUCAUAUAAAAAUAACAAAUAAAAGUACAAAUCUUUAAUUCCAACUUACUCAAUUAAGUGUUUCAGUGGUUAGAGUUCAAUCUCAUCUCUAAGCCAGUUCGAAUAGCCCAUGGUGCCAUAUUACACACCCCUGCCUCGAAAUUUUAUUUUUGGUAACUAUCAGAUCCACAAGUUUCUAUGACAAUCCACAAGUUUCUGGACAAUACUUGAAAGUUUCAAGACUGCAUAUGAGGCGGUGGACUCUAGUAAAGAAGCUAUUUGCAACAAAAAAAACUUCAGUGCUCUAAGUUGCAUAAUGCAGGAUUUUUCAGUUAAUGGUCAGCAACAUGCUGAAAAGAAAUUCCAUGUGACGGUAACUAAACCGAGACAGGCGGAGGAAGAUACCAAUUUUCAACCAAAUUGUGGGAAAAGUUCUGCACCACGCGUUGGCUGCAAGGCCAGACGGAAAUUGAACUUGCUGACUGAGGAUGAGAAGAAGGAACGGAGAUUCCUCCGGAUGUUGGCGAACAGAGAGUCAGCCAAACUGACAAUUCUCAGGAGGCAGGCUCGUCGUGUGGAGCUAGAAAGGAAAGCUGCUGAAUUAGAAUAUGAAAAUGAAAAACUAAGGAAGAUAAAAGAGGUGGCCAUGAAAGAGCAUGAAUUUUUGAAGAGAACUAACGAGAGCUUAAAAGCUCAGCUAAAUUUAAACAGGGUGACAAUGAAUGUUGAAGUCGAAGAAACUCCAGAGGGAUCAAAGUUUGACAAUGCUCACAUACCAACUUCAACAUCUACAAGAACUCAACCGUCCAGCUUGCCACAUAUUACUCCAGGUUCAAGUAUUGUCCAGUCUGCACCUCAAAAUGGUAUUGCUUGUACCUCUAAAAUUCGCGUGCUAACAGAAGGCAAGACUUCUCUCUCAGAGCAUGAAAAUCCUGCAAGGACGAAUGUACCAGGGAUUCCAUUUGCACUGCCAUACACUUGGUUGUUUCCUCCUUAUUAUGCUAAUGGAGUUCCUCCCUGGUCAUCGGACUUGGCUCAUGAACAUAACAUAACUAAGGCAUCUGGUACCAGUUCAUUUCAGAAGCCCCUAGCUGAUGUGAAGAACGAUCAAAGAUACCCACUCAAAAAGACAAGAGGCGAAGCUUCUACCUCAACAGUAGUUACUGGGCCUUCGGCACAGGUGCAUUGUGGGAAAGCUUCCGGAAAAGAACUUGCUCAUAAGCAUAAAGUAACAUCUGCAGCAGUUACUGUUAGUUCAUCAGAAGGAAAUGAGGAAAGUGUUAUUGGUCUACACGCCAGCCCAGAAGAUGCCAUAAAGAGAAGGAAUGAAUUCAUAACUUCUGCAGGCACUACCAGUAGUUCAUCAGAGGAAGAUGAGGACCAAAAUGAUGGUCGUCUACUCCGGAGACAGAUGGAUGCUUUUGCAGCAGCAGCGGCCAGGAAGAGGAGGAAGGACAUUGUGAAAAUGAAGAACUUUCACUAUUCUCGUCAAUCUCAUGUCAAGACAUGAAGCAUUUAGGUGGAGAGUCUACUGUUCUCCUUAGUACGUGGCAGGGGUUGGACUGAGUGUUGUUGCAGUAUACUUGACAACGAAAAAUGACUUCUAAAGAAAGAUUCCUGAACUCGAAUAAGGUUAUAUAUCUUUCUUUGGGGAUCAGUUUUUCUUAGAAAGUAUACCGUAACCAGUUAAGUUUCUUACUGAAAUCCUGUUUUCAAGUUAGCAAGGUUAUCUUCAACUUCGAAAUACUUCUGUACAUAAAUAAGGCUUUUCGGAUUUUGAGGAAACUGUGCUUGUUUUAUGAGAAUGUUUCUUUUUAUUGCA